CCCGCGCCACGUCCUUCAAACAACACCGCCGACAAAAACUGGUUUCUCGAUUUGUUGUCUUUACUCUAUCAGUUAUUAAGGUAAUUUCUUUUGAUAAGACAAAUCAAGCAGUCUGGGUUGACAAUAGUUAUCUUUGGAAACGCCCUAUCGUUAUCGGAUAGGCAGAAAUCGAAAAAUAUUUUUUGUAAAUGCUGAAAAGCUCAGUACUUCGAAGCAUAAACACAACAGUGGAAUAAUGGAACUUACGAAGCGAGGAAGGUGCCUACUGACCACGAAAAUUGUUUUCGGAGUGCUCGGAGCCGUUUCGGGGAUCUCCAUAUUCGUUUCGUUUUCUUAUUACAAUAAUUGGCAUGCUGCUGCCUGGGGACUGUUGUCAGCAAUUUUCGCCAUCAUGGUUCUGCGACUACAUAUCUUUCGCAGAAGGAAUACUUUGCACCUCAGGUACAAUGCUGAAACGAUGAGGAUAGCGAAACAGUGUGGUAUUUUUACAAGCCUGAUAUCCUUCAUUGCUGCUAUAACGUACUUCGUUUUGGCUUAUACAAUCAACCAUGGUUAUCAACUUGAAAAUGAUGGUUAUAUGCCAGCUGGAAUUUUUGCACUCAUGACGUUGAAAUGGACAGUUAUGCUCUUUUUGGCUGGAAAGAAAUAUGAGGAGUUUUUAAGCUCGCCUGAACAACAAGAGUUUGCAUACACGAACACUAGCAAUCAAGCCUAUUCUAGACAGAUUUAGAAAGAAAAAAAAACAAUAUAUCAAUAAAUUAUUGCUUCGUUUU
Molecule: messenger RNA, 773 nt
Organism: Uloborus diversus
Lineage: Eukaryota; Metazoa; Arthropoda; Arachnida; Araneae; Uloboridae
Exons: 3
Coding region: 236-730 (164 amino acids)
Biological process (GO): heme transport
Cellular component (GO): plasma membrane; lysosomal membrane
Molecular function (GO): heme binding; heme transmembrane transporter activity
Source: RefSeq, a predicted model, not a curated record